AUGGGCCCCUGUACCGCCUCCUCAUGCUGCUGCCAGGCCCGUAAUCUGCCAUGGGCCCCCGUACCAACUCCUCAUUCUGCUGCCAGGCCCGUAAUCUGUCAUGGGCCCCUGUACCGCCUCCUCAUGCUGCUGCCAGGUCCAGAGUGUGUCAUGGGUCCCUGUACGGCCUCCCAUUGCUGCUGUCUCCAUCGCCACACUCUGCCAUGUGCCACUUUCAGGUCUCCUCACACUGCUGGUGGUUUCCAUUUUUGUCAUAGGGUGCUGUAUGGCCUCCCAUUGCUGCUGCCUCCACCGCCACACUGUGGCUCCACACUCUGGUUUUGGCCCCGUGACUGCCCAAAUGAGUGAAGUGUGCGGUGAUUCUAAGAUCGACGGCACUCAUCUGCAUGUCAUACUGACUGUCAGUAUUAUUUCUCUUCCCCAGCAGACUCCAAGGGCAUUUAAAUUAAAGGUACAGUGUUCUGCACUAAUAUAA
Molecule: messenger RNA, 475 nt
Organism: Staurois parvus
Lineage: Eukaryota; Metazoa; Chordata; Amphibia; Anura; Ranidae
Source: the annotation of a GenBank genome assembly